Salvia miltiorrhiza (redroot sage) is the source of this 1910-nucleotide messenger RNA. RefSeq names its product nodulin homeobox-like. The record is from RefSeq and is a predicted model, not a curated record. NCBI's taxonomy places the organism in Eukaryota, Viridiplantae, Streptophyta, Magnoliopsida, Lamiales, Lamiaceae. Gene Ontology annotation, molecular function: single-stranded DNA binding. Gene Ontology annotation, biological process: flower development.
AAAAUAAAUUAAACUUGACCGCAACUCACAAGAGACUUGAGGGGCAUAAUAGUCAGCUUAUGAAACUUUCUUGAUUUAGGCGAACCUGGCUAAUCAGCCUACGCCACCGCGGCGUAUAGUAGCAUCGUGUGCCACUCCAUGGUGCACACUACAUAUAUAUUAUCAAUCAAAAAUUUCAUGAAAAGGAAACAAAAUUGAAAAAGAUUUGCGCACUGCGCUUCGAGCCUUACUUGAAUUGCUUCCAUUUUUGUGCUCUCUGCAAUUCACCGCUCUCCUCGCUCGAAAUAGUAUUUUCCGCUGUUUUCUCUUUCAAUUUUUGAGAUUCCGAAGAAUGAGGGCAUCAAACGAAGCGUCCACCAGCACUGAGCUGGCCAACAGUUUAUUUCGAAGCCGACCUGAGGUGGCCCUUGAUUUAAUUGCUGCGGUCAAGGGACUGCACGAGCUUAGCCCUCAACAGCUUGGAAAACUAAUCAGAGAUUCUGGGAACAAUGUGGUUAGGCACAUUGCUGAAGAUGGAUCAUGCAUACAGGUUGACUUGGAAAAAUUUGCUAGGUAUCUUCCUCUUCACCUUAUUGCAGUGAUUAUGGCUUGGGAAAGGGACAAAUCCACAUUCAAGUACUUGUUAUGUGGAAUUCUUCUCUUGCAUUCCAUGUGCGAUCUUGCUUCUCGGGUGCCCAAAAUUGAGCAGAUAUUGCUUGAUGAUGUGAAGAUAUCAGAACAGCUAAUUGACCUGGUCUUUUAUCUGCUAGUUCUCCUUGGUGCAUACAGACAGGAAACUCACACCAUUCCCAAUGACAUGGUUCUUCUUCAUUCAGCUCUGGUUGCUUGCAGUCUAAAAUUGUUGACAGUUAUUGUUUCUCCACAGUACCAAGAGGUUGCUCGUUUGACUGCAUAUUACAAGGUGGACAUAUUCAUGGAGGCAGCAUUUGCUGCUGUUUGUGUUGAUGUCAAGUUUCUGCAUACCAAACUGUCUGCUCAACAGGAUGAUUCAUCUGGAAGUGCUUCCCCUACUGCUGAAGAGACCUUGAAUCACCUCUGCCAGCAGUGUGAUUCUUCUCUUCAAUUUCUACAGUCUCUGUGUCAGCAAAAGUUGUUUCGGGAAUGCGUUGUUAAGAACAAGGAGUUGUGUGGCAAUGGAGGUGUUCUUAUUCUGGUUCAGGCCGUCAUGAACUUAAAGUUAUCAGGCUCAGACAAUACUUCCUCGUACAUGGCUGCUAUCUCUCGUCUGAAAUCUAAAGCUUUAUCUAUUCUUUUGCACCUUUGUGACGCAGAAAGUGUAUCCUACCUGGAUGAGGUGGCCAGCAAUGCUGCAAGUCAGGAUAUGGCAAAGUCCGUUGGACUCGAGGUUCUUGACUUGCUGAAGAAAAUGUUUGGUAUAGAUUCCAGACAGUAAUGCUCCUCUGAGGUAAGCUACCCAAAGGGGCAACUGGAACUUAAUGCAAUGCGCCUGGCAGAUGUCUUCUCUGAUGAUUCAAAUUUUCGAUCAUUCAUCAUGAUAAACUUCAGGGAAGCUUUGGCGGCAAUCUUUCUACUCCCUCAUGGAGAGUUUUUAUCUGGCUGGUGCUCAUCUGAUCUUCUAGUUUCUGAAGAGGAUGCACCAUUGGAUGUACCUCGGUCAUCUUAUGCCCAUCAGAGAACAUCUUUAUUGAUUAAAGUGAUUGCAAACCUUCAUUGUUUUGUUCCUGAUGUAUGCCAGGAUGAGAAGGAUCUGUUUCUCAACAAGUUCAUUCGGUUCAUACAGAAGGAGUAUCAGAAACUGUCAGAUGGAUUCUUCUCUACUUCAGAAGCUGACAGAGUUUCCACAGUUAGCAAGAACUUGUGUUCACUGUUAAGUCAUGCAGAGUCUUUAGUUCCAGGAUUUUUGAAUGAAGAUGAUGUACAACUGCUGAGGUAAUUUAAAUAUAUGCCUU